Molecule: messenger RNA, 1293 nt
Organism: Umbelopsis ramanniana AG
Lineage: Eukaryota; Fungi; Mucoromycota; Umbelopsidomycetes; Umbelopsidales; Umbelopsidaceae
Exons: 4
Coding region: 1-1293 (430 amino acids)
Cellular component (GO): membrane
Source: RefSeq, a predicted model, not a curated record
AUGUUAUCAAAUUGGGCUAUUAAGCAACUCGAGCAUCUUACUUUGGAUUACCUGAAACUCGAUUGCGCUGGUGGAAAAUGUUAUGGUAUUUUGGCCGUUCAUCGAGUUUGCUUCGCGCUUGUUCUUUUCCAUGCUAUUAUUGGUCUCCUCGUACUUGGUGUUCAUGACAGUCGUCAGAAACGUGCUGCCCUACAGAAUGGAUGGUGGGGUCCAAAGAUACUGCUAUGGAUGGGUCUUGUUGUUGCCUCCUUUUUUAUUCCAAACGGCUUCUUCAUCUUUUGGGGUAACCAUAUUGCCCUCAUCGGUGCAGCCAUCUUCAUUCUAUUGGGACUUGUUCUCCUAGUCGAUUUCGCACAUAAUUGGUCCGAAAGCUGCUUGGAAAAAUGGGAGAUGUCCGAUAACAACAAAUGGAAAUGGGUGUUGAUAGGCGGUACAUUGCUUAUGUUCGCCGGUGCUAUCACUUUGACAGGCGUCAUGUACGGCUACUUUGCGCAAAAUGGAUGUUCUUUGAACCAAUUCUUUGUGACCUUCAACAUGAUUCUCUGCUUCAUCAUCACCUUCCUCUGUGUCACUCCUGCCGUACAGGAAGCUAACCCACGAUCUGGUCUUUCACAAUCUUCCAUCGUUGUCAUUUAUUGCACUUACUUGAUUCUAUCUGCUGUUGCAAAUGAACCGAACGACAAACAAUGCAACCCAUUACGUAAAUCCGUUGGCCCACAAACCACAUCAGUUGUUUUGGGUGCUAUUUUUACGUUCUUGGCCAUUGCUUAUUCAACCAGCCGAGCUGCCACUCAAUUGAAAGCACUUACCACGAAGAAUGACUAUGAAGCACUCAACAAUAGCAGCGCAGUUCCUCUCCGCACCAACCAAGUGGAAGCUGGCGCUAGAACCAUGGAUACCAAUGUUAGUUCCAGCCGUCAAGCGUUGAUUGCCGCGGUGGAAAGUGGUGCUUUACCCGCUUCAGCCCUCAAUGAAAGUGACGAUGAAGACGAUGAUAGCUAUGACACCAAGGAUGAUGAGCGUCAUGGAGCAGUUUAUAACUACAGCUUCUUCCAUUUCAUCUUUGCCAUUGCCGUUAUGUACGUUGCUAUGCUAUUGACCAACUGGAACACCAUUGUCGAUGUUCCAGACGACGCUCAAACCGACAACGGCGAUUUGGUACGCAUUGGCCAGAGUUACACCGCUGUCUGGGUCAAGGUCGUUUCAAGCUGGCUCUGUCAUUUGAUCUAUGGAUGGACGCUUGUCGCACCUGUUGUGAUGCCUGAUCGAUUUGGGGUGAGUAGUAGUGUUUGA